Molecule: messenger RNA, 981 nt
Organism: Alexandromys fortis (reed vole)
Lineage: Eukaryota; Metazoa; Chordata; Mammalia; Rodentia; Cricetidae
Gene: Nudt6
Product: nudix hydrolase 6
Exons: 5
Coding region: 45-974 (309 amino acids)
Molecular function (GO): NAD binding; NADH pyrophosphatase activity; ADP-ribose diphosphatase activity
Source: RefSeq, a predicted model, not a curated record
GGGGCGGAGUCGUACGUCACGAGUCGGACGGGCUAGGCGCUGCGAUGAGGUGGCUGCACGGAGUCAGCUGCUGGCGGUCGCCGCUCCUCUGUGCGGGCUUAGCCUGGCUCCGAGCAGGGGCGCGCGCAGCCUCGGGCAGCCCGCGGGACGCGGGCGAGCUGCAAGGCGAGCUGGACAGAUUUGGGGGCGUCUCGGUGCAUCUGGCACGGCACCGCGCGCUGCACGGGCUGGACGCUGCCGCCUUCCGGAGGCUCUUGCAGGCUGCCAUCCGACGGUGGCGCUCUGAAGGAAGGGUAGCUGCGUGGCUGCACGUCCCCAUCCUGCAAAGCCACUUCAUCGCCCCUGCGGCUUCCCUGGGCUUUCACUUCCACCACGCAGAGUCCGAUUCCUCCACGCUGACCCUCUGGCUGGGGGAAGGACCCAGCAGACUGCCAGGAUACGCUACACACCAAGUAGGAGUUGCAGGUGCUGUGUUUGAUGAUAGCACCAGAAGAGUGCUGGUUGUACAAGAUCGGAAUAAACUGAAAAAUAUGUGGAAGUUUCCAGGAGGCCUGUCAGAGCCUGGAGAAGAUAUCGGCGACACAGCAGUCCGAGAGGUGUUUGAAGAGACUGGGGUGAAGUCAGAAUUCAGGUCUCUGCUGAGCAUCCGGCAGCAGCACAGGCACCCUGGGGCCUUUGGGAAGUCAGACUUGUACCUGAUCUGCCGCCUGCAGCCCCGUUCCUUCACUAUCAACUUCUGCCGGCAGGAAUGUUUGAAGUGUGAAUGGAUGGAUCUAGAAGACCUGGCCAGGACUAAGAACACGACCCCCAUCACCAGCAGGGUAGCCAGGCUAUUGCUGUACGGACACAGGGAAGGGUUUGACAAGAUUGACCUCAGCAUGGAGGAACUCCCCGCAGUGUACACAGGCCUGUUCUACAAACUCUAUCACAGGGAACUGCCGGAGAGUUACACAGCCACCACGGGGACAGACUGAGUGAACC